This is a messenger RNA of Cajanus cajan (pigeon pea), 683 nucleotides long. RefSeq names its product thioredoxin-like protein YLS8. Gene Ontology annotation, biological process: mRNA splicing, via spliceosome. Lineage: Eukaryota; Viridiplantae; Streptophyta; Magnoliopsida; Fabales; Fabaceae. The record is from RefSeq and is a predicted model, not a curated record. Gene Ontology annotation, cellular component: spliceosomal complex; U5 snRNP; U4/U6 x U5 tri-snRNP complex.
AAUCGAUAGCAGAAACCCUAAGCGAAGAAUCAGAAUCGAAAUCAAGAUGUCGUACUUGUUGCCUCACUUGCACUCGGGAUGGGCCGUGGAUCAGGCAAUCCUCGCCGAAGAGGAGCGUCUCGUCGUCAUUCGGUUCGGCCACGAUUGGGACGAGACCUGCAUGCAGAUGGACGAGGUGCUGGCGUCGGUGGCGGAGACGAUAAAGAACUUCGCGGUGAUAUACCUGGUGGACAUAACGGAGGUGCCUGAUUUCAACACCAUGUACGAGCUCUACGACCCUUCCACGGUGAUGUUCUUCUUCAGGAACAAGCACAUCAUGAUCGAUCUCGGCACCGGCAACAACAACAAGAUCAAUUGGGCUCUCAAGGACAAGCAGGAGUUCAUCGACAUCGUUGAAACUGUCUAUCGUGGCGCCAGGAAGGGACGCGGUCUCGUCAUCGCUCCCAAAGAUUACUCCACCAAGUACCGCUACUGAUUCGGAUUCGGAUAUAUGUAUAAUAAAACAAUUUACUUGUGUUGGCUAAUUGUAUCAUUGUUCCCAUUUCGCCUCAUUUUAUAUACGCACACUUUAAACCCUAACUUUGUGAAUUUGGUAUUGUCAUCUGCUAAAUUGUGAAUUUGGUUUGAAUAAUUAUUUAGUUUAAUGACUUUGAGUGAUACAGCACAUAGGUGCUCUAAUUUAA